Xenopus laevis (African clawed frog) is the source of this 3351-nucleotide messenger RNA. It is a transcript of the gene gabrg3.L, whose product is annotated as gamma-aminobutyric acid (GABA) A receptor, gamma 3 L homeolog. The coding region runs from base 708 to 2048 and encodes 446 amino acids. NCBI's taxonomy places the organism in Eukaryota, Metazoa, Chordata, Amphibia, Anura, Pipidae. The transcript has 9 exons. The record is from RefSeq and is a predicted model, not a curated record.
AGUAACGCUUCUGCGGGGGCGGAGAGGGAGAGAACAUGUACAGCGAAAAAAAACGAAAUCCCCUAGGCAACCUAACUAUAAUAACACCGGAUAAACCUACACAUACUCUGUUCUCUAACCCGAGUCCAUUGUUCUGUAACCUGCGCGCUGUAGCCCCGUCCGGCUGCCACAUUUCAGCACCUUGGACAGCAACUCCCUGUUGCACAGCCGUAUUAGGACCCGGCAGCUGCUCUUGCUCGUGCACAGCGCAAAGCUCCGCCCACACGAAUGCCCAGAAACUGAUUCAGUAGAGCUUGAGACUUUGCCUGCGCAGUACUGAGUCUGGGUGCCGCUCAAACUGAACGUGAAAAGACUCUUUUGAAACUGGUGUCCACUAUUUUCACUGUGCGCGUUGCUGCUCUGGAUUAUUGGAGGCAAGAGAGUGUCUCAGCUAAAAGGAAUCAGAAGCAGCUGCAGCGUUUGAGCAACUAAUUCUCAAUGCGAUUAAAGUGUUUGAUCUGGUUCUUUACCUGAAACUAUAGUUGGACCAUUAAACAGCCUGUCCCUGAUCCACGGUUGGAAGCACAUUCCUGCAUUGCUAGCAACAAGAAGACCCCCUCCUUUCUUUAACUGUGCAUUCAGCAAAGAGAGAGAAUUGGGGAUUUCCUUUUCUUUGUGCCUCUUCCUAAACAUUGCUUUCUAUUCACCUGAUAACAUCUUUAGUUAUUAUGUCUGCAAAGCUCCUAGUGGUCUUCUUUCUACUGUCAGUUUUCCAAGCCUGCUCCAGGAAGAUUGAAGAUGAUGAAUAUGAAGAUCUGACGAUGAACCAAAAAUGGGUGCUUGCUCCUAAAACUCAAGACACGGAUGCUACACUGAUUCUUAACAAGCUACUAAAAGAAUACGACAAGAAAUUAAGGCCAGAUAUUGGAAUUAAGCCAACGGUGAUUGAUGUGGAUAUUUAUGUCAACAGUAUUGGGCCAGUGUCUUCAAUUAAUAUGGAAUACCAAAUAGAUAUAUUUUUUGCUCAGACGUGGACUGACAGUCGACUCAGGUUCAACAGCACCAUGAAAAUCUUAACUCUAAAUAGCAAUAUGGUUGGAUUAAUCUGGAUCCCUGAUACCAUUUUUCGGAAUUCUAAAACUGCAGAAGCUCAUUGGAUUACAACCCCCAAUCAACUUCUUAGGAUAUGGAAUGAUGGAAAAAUUUUGUAUACAUUAAGGCUUACUAUUAAUGCAGAAUGUCAACUUCAACUGCACAACUUUCCAAUGGAUGAACACUCAUGUCCACUCAUCUUCUCCAGCUAUGGUUAUCCAAGGGAAGAAAUGGUCUACAGAUGGAGAAAAAAUUCAGUGGAAACUUCAAAUCAGAAAUCUUGGAGACUUUACCAGUUUGACUUCAUGGGCCUCAGGAAUACCACUGAAAUUGUGAAAACAUCAGCAGGUGAUUAUAUUGUAAUGACGGUAUACUUUGAUUUAAGCAGACGAAUGGGAUACUUCACCAUUCAAACUUAUAUUCCUUGCAUAUUAACAGUUGUAUUAUCAUGGGUAUCAUUUUGGAUCAAAAAAGAUGCCACACCAGCAAGAACAGCAUUGGGCAUCACAACAGUAUUGACAAUGACAACCCUCAGUACAAUAGCAAGAAAAUCCUUACCACGGGUUUCAUAUGUCACAGCCAUGGAUCUCUUUGUGACUGUGUGCUUCUUAUUUGUAUUUGCAGCACUAAUAGAAUAUGCAGCACUUAAUUACUAUUCAAGCUGUAAAAAACCAAGAUGCACAAAGAAGAAAAAAUCGAACUAUUCUGUUUUGGACAUGAGGCCACCUUCAACAGUCAUCACUUUAAACAAUUCUUUGUACUGGCAGGAGUUUGAAGAGGCUUGCGCCUAUGAGUGCCUGGAUGGUAAAGACUGUCAGAGCUUUUUUUGUUGUUACGAUGAAUGUAAAUCUGGGUCAUGGAGAAGAGGAAGAAUUCACAUAGACCUUUUAGAACUUGACACAUAUUCAAGAGUAUUUUUCCCUACGUCAUUUCUGUUAUUUAAUCUUGUCUACUGGGUUGGAUAUCUUUACCUUUAAAGACUACUAUUCUAAAGACAACUAUAUUUUCAAUUCUUUGCAAGGGCCCAUGGAGGAGAUGAAGGACUACAAAAAAAUGUCAUCUUAAACUUUCCAUGGAUCACUUUGGAUUAUUUUCACAUGGACUCGGGAAAGAAAACAUUUCCCCAAUGAACUCUAUUUGCAGAAAACUGUGUAUUGUUAUUGACAACACCAGAAAACUUUUUACCACAAAUUAACACUUAUAACUUCUUAUAUUCCGAAAUCUAUAUUUGGCAUAGAAAACAAUACUGAAAAAAAAAACAAUUAUUCUAUAAGAAAAAAAAUGCAAAUUACCAUUGCUACAUUUUAUUAAAUUGUCUUUAAUUUGUAUAUUAAAAGAAUUUCUUUAUUCUUUUUAAAAACAAAGGGUAAUAGCACUGACAUAAAAUGCAAACUAAAUGGUAAAAUUUUACUUUUUCAGGUAAAUUCAUCAAAACAGCUAAAUUUCAGAGCUACUAGUAACCUAUCAGAAUAUAUCAAAAUUAAUUUCCUCCAGUUUUAUAGUAGGUAAUAUAAUGCUUGCAAAGCCAAUAUAAAAAUAUACAGUAUGAUUGUGCUAAAUACUGGAAAAUAUAAUCCUUAGUGAUUGCUGUUCAUAUAAAGAACAUCCUAAUUAGAGUUUAGAGAAUCAUUUGCAGCUGAAUAUCUAAUAGAUGAAAAAACACAAUUUUCUCAUCUUAAAAUAAGCCAGUCUUAACACAAAGUAUGACCGUGUGGGCAAAUAAGCACUAAGUUCAUUUAAGGCAAUUGGAAUAUUCUAGUACUGUAUGACCUUUGUAUUAUGGAACAACAAAAGAACUAAAAAGCUAGUUAUUAUUUUUAAACACAAUUGCUCAGGGAUAGUUUUAUAUUAUCAGCAAUGUACUGACUAAGCAAAUUACUUGCCUUGAUAUUGGAGCAACACUUUUUGAUGAAAGGAUGCUUUUUUUAGAAAAUAAUGUAUGUUAAAAUGAUGUCCUAUAUUGUGAGUUACUAAAUUCUGAUUAUGUAUGGCUGUCUCUAUGGUAGAACUGUGCAGGUGUAUUGUGCAGCUUGUGGCUGUUGGUCCCCGAAAAAAAAAAAUUGCAACAGAAAAGAUGCCAAUUCCCAAUUAAUUUAUUGUUAGUAUAUUUUAUUAAUUUGACCUAUAAUUGUUUUUUUUAAACAUUUAGUAACCAAAAUUAGUGUAGGUGAAAGUUUAGUGUUUACUAUUAUCAUAUGAAUAUAGAUAUUUAUUUAGAGAUAUAGUUACAAAUAGAUAUUUAGUUACAUAGUUCAAUUGAGUUGUCAAAAGACAAAUGUC